This is a messenger RNA of Arvicanthis niloticus (Nile rat), 1061 nucleotides long. It is a transcript of the gene Crip3, whose product is annotated as cysteine rich protein 3. The record is from RefSeq and is a predicted model, not a curated record. NCBI's taxonomy places the organism in Eukaryota, Metazoa, Chordata, Mammalia, Rodentia, Muridae.
AGCCACAACUCAUGGGCUCAAAGCUGAAUAGUGGGCGGGGCUGGUGGAGGGGCGGGGCAUACCUGCAGGCGCCUACAGUUGCUGCUUGGGCUAAGCUGUCUCUUGAAGAACCAUGAGCUGGACUUGUCCGCGUUGCCAGCAACCGGUUUACUUUGCUGAGAAAGUGAGCUCCUUAGGCAAGAACUGGCACCGUUUCUGCCUGAAAUGUGAGCGCUGUCACAGCAUCUUGUCCCCUGGCGGGCAUGCAGAGCACAACGGGAGGCCAUACUGCCACAAGCCUUGCUAUGGGGCUCUCUUUGGACCUAGAGGGGUCAACAUUGGUGGUGUGGGCUGCUAUCUCUACAAUCCCCCAACUCCCCUUCCUGCCAGCAGCAUUUCCCUCAGCCCCAGCAACUUUAGCCCCCCCAGGCCAAGGACUGGCCUCCCCCGAGCCAAGAAACGCCCUCCCUACUUGAAGACUUUCACUGGGGAGACGUCACUGUGCCCUGGAUGUGGGGAUCCCGUCUAUUUCGCUGAGAAGGUGAUGUCUUUGGGCAGAAAUUGGCACCGACCCUGCCUGAGGUGCCAGCGUUGCAGGAAGACUCUGACUGCUGGGAGUCAUGCGGAGCAUGAUGGCAUGCCUUACUGCCACAUUCCCUGCUAUGGAUACCUGUUUGGCCCCAAAGGUGUGAACAUUGGCGAUGUGGGCUGCUACAUCUAUGACCCAGUGGACGUAAGAUCCAAAUGAGCCAUUCACAGGAGUGAGUGGCUUCCCUCAGUCUCCUCCACAGUCCACUGAAGCUCUGGAAGUCUCUAGACCUUUGGGGAGGAAGAAGGUGAAAUCCUGGGGGCCUGGGCCUAGGCUCUGUGGUAGACCUGAGUCUAGACUGUUUCUGCCAAUUCUUUGUUUCCCCAUUCCUAUCUGGGUAACCCCCGACACACACACACACACACACACACACACACACACACACACACACACACACACACAGUGGUGGUUGUCUGGGUUCCCAGUUCCUUCUCUCAGCAGUGUUUGAGCUUCAGUGUAUUUAUAAAGGCCAUCGAGUUCUUUGGCUUCUCUA